AUGACAAAUUCAGUCGAUUUCCAGGCUGUACAGACGCUCUUCUUCAAUUUCUAUAGCAUGUAUGGAAUAUACGGGCUCUUUCUCCCCGCGAUUUCUCUGUAUAGCGUGUCCCUUGUUAUCUAUCGCCUGUACCUGCACCCGUUAGCUCGAAUCCCCGGGCCCAAGAUUGCUGCUGCAACCGGCUGGUAUGAGUUCUACCACGAUGUCAUCAGAGGUGGAAUGUAUAUUCAUGAGGUUCAGAAAAUGCACAGAGAAUACGGUCCUAUCAUCCGCAUCAAUCCCUAUGAGAUUGUUAUCAAGGACCCGGACUACUAUAACACCGUCUAUGUCGCCUCGAACACACGCCGUUCGGAGAAGUGGUAUACCCUACAAGGGACAGGACUUGACGGCAAGGAACUCUUCUUCAUCCACGAUUAG
Messenger RNA from Aspergillus melleus, 417 nucleotides. RefSeq lists its product as uncharacterized. Gene Ontology annotation, molecular function: oxidoreductase activity, acting on paired donors, with incorporation or reduction of molecular oxygen; iron ion binding; monooxygenase activity. The transcript is spliced from 2 exons. Bases 1 to 417 code for a protein of 138 amino acids. Lineage: Eukaryota; Fungi; Ascomycota; Eurotiomycetes; Eurotiales; Aspergillaceae. The record is from RefSeq and is a predicted model, not a curated record.